UGAUGAUUCAUGCUUGUGCUUUGCCUGGUUCUGUGACCUGGAUGGUUGCAUAUUAUUAUUACCUUACCUGCAUCGUAAAAGAUACCGUCACGUUGGACAAGCUUUGACAAAGGUUGUUGCAGGGAGGAGGGAGAAAAAGAAAAAAAAAAGAAAAAAAAAAAAGAAAAAGAAAAACACCUCCCGACGACGACGACGAGAACUAAAUAAUAAUAAUAAUAGAUCAUAAUAGAUCAUAAAUCCUGAUCCUUCUCCCGCCCGCCAGCGUCUCCUUCCCAGUUGCUAGUAAUAGUCAGCUACUAAUAACUAACUAAGUUAUUGACAUUUUUAUUAUUUUCUAUUUUGUAUCUUUCCCACCUAACUAAAUAACUUCCUACUUAUUAUUCCCUUUCCACUCCACCAAACUUCUUCUACUCCUACUGACUCCUACUGCUGCUUCGUCGAACAUCUCCCUGCCCUCUUUCUUCCCUCCAAAAUUCCAUGAUUAACCAUCCCAUUACUUCCCCCCCCAUCUCCCGUGGCUGUGGUUGCGUGAGAGUCGUGUGCUCUCGUCGGCACCCCGUUAUCCGCCCUCCAUAAUGAAGCGCUCAUCCCCAGCUUUCCCUACCCGACACGCCUCCUUCCCCACUGCCAGUGGUCACCGAAUCAUGCUGCCGUCUGCCCGCCGUAGCAUGAGGUUAUUGAUGAUGGCCGUGCUUGGGGUGGUGUUUUUAAUAUGUUACUUGAGUGCCAACGCAACUCGAAUCCAGAAUGAAGAAUUCUACCAACAAACCGUCGAGGCGAUAGAUGCCAGAGCCUCGCGGAGACUCGGCCAGAUGAGCGGCGGCGGCGACGACGACGAGAACCUCUUCCAGAAGCUGCGGACGACCAAAUUGGCGCCGGAGGAUAGGCAGGCGAUCGCGGUUGAGCGGCAGAGAUAUGAGAGCCCGCUAAAGAUGACGCCUCCUGGUAGUGGUGGUGAUGGUGGUGAUGGUGGUGAUGGUGGUAGUGGUGUUGGAUCAAAUGAGAAGUCUAUCGCGGGGAGGAAGAAGAUGCCUGCCGUCUCGCAGCCUGCAUCAUCGGAGAGUAAUCAUGAGGAGAAUCUGGAGGUGGAGGCGGAACUUAAUGCUAUUCUUAAGAGGUCGCCUGUCAUAAUAUUCUCCAAAUCCUACUGCCCCUACAGCCACAAAGCUAAAUCCAUCCUCCAAUCCAAAUACACCAUCACCCCCGGCCCCUUCGUCGUCGAGCUCGAUAUGCACCCUCUCGGCCCGCAGCUGCAGGAGGUCCUUGGGCGCAACACCGGCCGCAGAACCGUGCCAAACGUCCUCGUCAAUGGCAUGACCAUCGGCGGCGGAGAUGAUAUCGAGGACCUCGAUGUUACGGGCCAGUUGGCGGCGAAGAUAAAGACUCUGGGCGGGAAGAGGGUUAUGGAGAUGCGGGUGAGGGAUCAGGGGACGUCGCUUUGAUUUUGGAUGAAUUCUCUCUCUCUUUCCUUCCUUCCUUCCUUCCUUCCUUCCUUCCUUCUUUCUUUCUUUCUUUUCUCUUUUCUUUCGGUCUUCCCUUUUAACGGAUGGACAGAAGGUAGAACAUGGUUUCUCCCUCCCUUAGUUUCAUUUCUCCCCCUUCCAGCCCUAAAUCCCGCCCCCUCCAAAGGCCCCAACCCCAACACUAGGAGCCUCCACGCAAUGAUUGGCAUGCCAUGAGUCUAUAAUAUGCGACACACCACGAUACGAGGGAUAAGAACGAGAUUCGCAUGAAAGAGGAAUUUCAGAUAUAUUUGCUUUUAUCUGUUGUUUUUUAUGUUGUUUUUUUUUCUUUUUUGGUUUUAUAUCCGCAGUCUAGUUUUAUCCGCGUUACGGUUUCACGGCGUUCUGGGAAAUUUUCUUCCUCUUCUUCUCCUCCUCCUCCUCGCUCUCCUUCUAAAACGAAGAAAAUAGAGGGCAGCGAGAUUCAUGACAUAAACUUGAGCUUAGUGGACAGUUCGGUAUGGCCUGGUUCUGGUUCUUGUUCUGAUUUAAAGAGCUUUAUAUUGUUACUGCAUGCAUUUUUAUUGCAGCUAUCGUAUAAUGUAUAUGGGUACCUAUGUGUACUCGAUUAGAUAUAUAUCAGUAUUAUUGGGUUUAUGAUUGUUUUGAAAAGGGAGAAGGUUCUCUGAGACGGUGGAGAGUAGUGUCCAGACGAGAAAAACUGGACUCUACGCUGUGCCGAGAGAUGUAUAUAGAGAUGCCAAUUUGAAGGUAGGUACGCGAUUGAUUGAUCUGUCUAGGAACAACUACAUUGGGGCAUAUUCUCUAAUUUCUCGAGACUCUCCAAAAGCAUAUGGCACCUCAGUCCCUUUAUAACUGGAUGAUGACGAUGAUGAUUCUGGUAUCUCAGGGCUUGUUCACAAUGGAUUGAUCCAACCCAACCCUAGCCACCACCCACGCUAAACCCAAAACGCAACCUAAGCGACACACCCGAGGACCAACCCGCACAACGCUGACAUAAUCAACCCUCCUCCGAACCCAACUUCCC
Molecule: messenger RNA, 2490 nt
Organism: Blastomyces dermatitidis ER-3
Lineage: Eukaryota; Fungi; Ascomycota; Eurotiomycetes; Onygenales; Ajellomycetaceae
Product: glutaredoxin domain-containing protein
Exons: 3
Coding region: 576-1442 (288 amino acids)
Biological process (GO): cellular response to oxidative stress
Cellular component (GO): cytoplasm; fungal-type vacuole; Golgi lumen
Molecular function (GO): glutathione disulfide oxidoreductase activity
Source: RefSeq, a predicted model, not a curated record